UAUGUUUUAAAAAGAACAUUGGUAAUCGUCUUUAAUUCAAAAAUUUAUUUUGUUUUACUUUAUUGUGGAAACUUAUUCCAGAUCCGACAUUUAUACAAAUAAAAAAAAUGCUAACAGUUUUAUUAAUUUUUAUCCAGAUAUUAUCCUGUGCUGGUAUCAUUCAAAUAAAUAAUGUAGUUACAGAUAAUGCUUACACGUUAAAACCGUUAAAAGUAACAGCAUCUCCUGGUACUGUUGUUGGCGUUAUUAGUGCAAGUGGUGAUGGGUCUGGUAUUAUAAACUAUUUUAUUACAGAUGUGUUUUACUACCCACCUGGAUCUCAAUCAUACGAUUCAGGAACUGGAGGAACUUCAAGCUGGCUGCUUUAUGCUACUUCAUCAACAUAUGAUGACUGUAGUAUCAAUGUUCUAAAUAACUACUCAACACGAAGAAAAUGCUUUUGCAUAGACCAUAAAACUGGGGAGAUUAAAACAACCAUGUAUUUUAAUCAGAUAGAUCAAAAUGUUGGCGGUCAAUAUAAAAUAACGUUGCAAAUUUCACAGGGAGUAGUUACAUCAAAAAAUCUUUUACCUGUAGUUAUCAAGUUAUAUUCUAUAUGUGACAGCAUUCCAAAUUUAUAUAAACUAAUAACAUCAGUUUGUGAUUCAUAUAGCUAUAAAACUGAUUUAAUAACUUCCAAUCAGUAUGUCAGUUUAAAUUUUUCUAGUACAUUGUAUGUUUCAGCCAUUCAGUAUAGUCUCAAAGCUGGAAACAGUAUUGACAAAGGUACUAACAUAAGUGUAAAUAUUUUUCAAAGUUUACUAGUAAGAAACUUUUACUUUUUUUACUUAAAUGCAACACAAAUUGUUCCCGUUGUGCCACCAUUAAAAUUGAAAACAAAAGAUACAUUUCUACUGCAAACUAUAAUAAAAUCAAGUAUUGAUAUUAAAACUUUUGAUAUGCGAUUAAUUACUAUUCAAGAAAUGGAUUUCUGCUCAUCAAAUCUUGCGUGCAUUAAUGCAACAAAUGAGUAUAUCAAAUAUCAAAACAAUUAUUCUCAAGAAUGUCCAUCUAUUGACCUAUAUGGAUUUAUUGCAAAGUAUGGAUACUGCAAUGAUAAUAAAGCUCCAAUUGUCAAAAACCAAUCUGCUUUUCUUGAUUUUGAUUUAAUGGAAACAAACUAUGCUCCUAUUCCUGUAAUUUCAAAUUUUGUUUAUGAUCCUGAAAUAAAGUUUCUUCAAUAUUCAAUUUUAAGUGUAAAACCCAAGUAUGGACUUUUACCUGUGUCAGGUAAUACUGUUUCAAAUAAUAUGAAUUGUGACUCUAUAAAUAUGCAGUAUCCAUUGUUUUGCUUUAACAGUUCCUCUAAUACGCUAUUCACUACAAACAGUUUGCUUGGAAAAGUAUCUCCUGAUGAAGUAUUUACAAUUAGUAUACAAGUAUCUGAUCUAGAAAUAUUUCCUCCUCGAUUUGUAUUUUUUGAUAUGGUUGUAUCCUGUAAAUCACUAUGUACAAAACUAACUACUAUUUAUCGAAAUAUAUUUCAAUUUUGUAAUAAGGAGAUAUAUUUAGCAACAAUAAGUAAUUCUAUAAUUUCAUUAUCAAAUACUUAUCAAUUUGAUGCUGUAUAUUAUAUUACGAGUAUUAAAGUUCUUAUAAAUAUUAAUUGUGAUUACAUGGAGUUUUUAAUAUCUAUGUUUCAGUACAAUAAUACAGCUACUGCUAGAUACUUUUGUGUUGGAAGUUAUGCUUUGCUAGAUAGUCCACUUAUUGUUAGAAGUGGACAGCUUUACUCAAUUACUGCUAAAGUUUUCAAGCAAAAUGUACUUCAAAACAUUAUUACAAACUUUAGUAGUAUAUCAUUUUUAUUGAUUAAAAGAGAUGAUUAUUGUACUAACUCUUUAAACUGCAUAAAUUAUGUCAACAUGUAUAAUGAAUCAUUUUAUGAAAACCCUGAUAUCAAAUCUACAUGUGCCGAGGUUGAUGUUUAUGGAAUGACAGCUAAAUAUGGAUAUUGUGAAGAUAAUGUUGGACCCACGGUAAUUCAGACAAACUUUUAUAUUGAUCUUAAUGAUGAUUAUAUUUUUACUGAAGUAAUUCCUGGAAACAACUCAAUGUAUAUUUUCAAUAAAAAUCCAGUAGAGUUCUCAAUAAAUGCAAUUGAAGCCUUUAGUGUUUUAAGUAAUAAUGUUGUUUUUCCUUCUAACUGUUCAAUGACAUUUGGUGAUUUUUGUAUUAACAGUACAACUGGUAAGAUAUAUACAAGUAGUGGUAUUUUUGGCAAGCUAUAUUCUAACACCAGUAUAUUUUUUUAUGUCAGAGUAGUAGACAUCUCAGUUUAUCCAAUGCGAAGUCCUACUGUUCCUUUACAACUUCUAAUUACAGAUCGUUGCUAUCGUUCAACUGCAAGUUAUCAAUAUGUUGUCACUAAUUGUGUCAACUAUACAAGUAUUACUUCAGUAAGAGUCAACGAAACAAAAAAGUUUAUUUUUCUUUUAUACCCUUUAGAACGUAUAAUUUCUUUAGAAAUUGAUUCUUCACAUAUUUUAAAUGUUUUUGAAUAUGUUAGUUUUAAUGCCACAUUUUAUAACGACAGUGAAGAAAUAUAUUCUUUUACUUCGAGCAAAUUGCAAGUAAAGCCAACUUUAAGUAUACCAUUAAAUGUUUGGUAUGGAAUUGUAACUGAGAUUCAUGUGACUAUUUUUGGACAUAAAUUUGAUCAAAUAAAUAUUUUUUCUCAAAUAUUGGAGCCAAAAUUAAAAUAUUUGAGUGGAUAUAAUUGUACAACAACUUGCUUGACAAAGUACAGUGAGUGGCUAAGCAUAUCUCAACAUAGUUGCAAUAGUGACCUUGAUUACUUGCAUAUCAAUUUCGAUGUGUGCUUUGAUCCUGAUACAAUGUUUUUGAGCAAGCCAACAUUGGACUCUAACAUUGUAACAUUUGGAGGCAAUGUUCUAAUCAAUAACAUGAUAUAUUUAUCUCCUUUUGAAUUUGUUAAAAGUUAUUGGUUAAAAGAUGGAAUUACAGUAUUACAGCCAUUACCAAAUGAUCAGAAAAAAUUACAAAUAACACAAAGAAGCUUGAAACACAAUUACUUAUUGCAUGGAUUUACUGCUGGAGGUUUGCUAAUAAAAAACAUUGGUAUUUCUAACCAAGGUUUUUAUCAAUGUGUGAUUGAAAAUAAUGGAAAAAGUUUUUAUUCUGAAAAAGUAAAGGUGAUUUUAUCAGAUAUCGCAAGUGCUAAAGCUAACAUAAGUAUAUCUGGUACAAUUUGGAAAAAUCAGUAUGCAUUAAACACAAGCAAUGAAUAUAAAGAAUUAUUAAACAAGUUUUUAAAUCAAUUGCAGAAUGGGUUUUCGUCAGCUUUUUUUACAAAAGGAUUACAGUAUCAAGGAGUUCAAUUUUAUAAUAGGAAUAAUUAUGUUGGCGCAUUGAUAAACCUUUUUUAUCAAAUUCAAGGAGGUGAUCGUAUUGAAAAUUGUAGACAAAUUUCCGAAGUCAAAUUUGGGUCGAAUUUUCCUGUUAACUUUAUAAAACCUUGUGAUUGCUGUACUGAAGAUGUUGUUGGGUUACAGACAUUUACAGGAGAGUAUACAUUUCCCAUCACAUUAGCAGACAAUACUUCUUUGCUCCCUUGUGUAUACAACAGUAGCAUUAUUAUUAAAAGAAAAUGCUCAUCAGUUAGUUCUUUGGAUAUUCCUAAAUGGAAUGAAAUUGAUCUUUCAGUCUGCCCUCCUAACUCUCCCACUAGUCUCCUGCUAAUUAAGUUAAAAGAUACUAACAUAACAAAUGAAAAUGUUGAGCAGGUCGCAUAUAACUUAAAUCAAGUUAUUAAAAAUGGAUCGCUUACAAAUAUAUAUGACAUUGAUCUGAUUAAGCAAGUUAUUGACAACAUUAUUAGUGUUAAUGCAUCAUCAGAAGUUGUUACCAAUGCUAUUUUGUCAACUGUAGACAGUCUGCUAAGUUCUAAUAAUGCUUUGAUUGUGAAGGCAAAUCAAAAAUUUGACUCAUCUUCUGCAUUUUUGUUUCAAUUGGAUGCUUUAGCCAAGCAGCAAGUUAAUAAUUUGACAAUUUCAAAAAAAUCUAUUGGAUUUUCAUCAUAUAUAAUUGAAGAAAAUUAUAAUCCAAUAUAUAUUUAUUCUGUAAAUAACAAAGAUUCUUUACAAGUAAAUAUAACAUCCCAAAAUCUUACCAGUAUUCUACAAAACUUUACAGCAAACAUCAUUCUCCCUGCACAACUGUUUUUUGGAAAAAAUAACUCCCGUGUUUAUUCUUUUGCUUUUUUAAAGAACACAUUUUUCACUCAAGGUGUGGAUAGUGUGAUUCUGUCAGCCUCAAUAAAUGGCUUAAAUGUUACAUACUCUAAAGAACCCAUACCAAUGACUUUUUCGUCUAAUUCAAACAAUUCUGGGACAAGAGUAUGUGGCUUCUAUAAAACACAAGAGAAAGUUUGGUCUACUGAAGGAUGCAAUACCACUAGUAAUUCUUCAUCUAUAAUAUCGUGUCAGUGCAAUCAUCUUACAAACUUUGCAUUAAUAUUAGACGUAGAUCAAUCUGGAAACAAUCCAUUAAGUCUUCAAAUCAUUACAUGGAUUGGUUGUGGAAUUUCUAUUGCAGGAUUAUUUAUUACCAUCAUCAGCUACUCUACUUUUCGUAAAUUGCGAAUGAAUCUUGCUCCAAAAAUCCUUAUAAAUUUGUGUGUGAGUUUAAUGGUUACACUUAUUAUUUUUCUUGCAUUGGUUGAACAGACUAAACCUCGUGUUUUGUGUCAGGCAGUUGCGUCAAUUUUGCAAUUUUUUAUUUUAUCUACAUUUUUUUGGAUGGCUGUUGAAGGAAUCAAUUUGUAUAGAAUGUUUGUAAAAGUAUUUCGUGGUUCAUAUAGCUCUCGUAUAUUUAUGCUUAAAUCAUCCGCUUUUGCUUGGGGUAUACCGCUUAUAUUUACAAUAGCAACUGCUGCUAUUAAACCUGAUUACUUAGGUCCUGCAACAAAGAGUGAUCCUCAAAUAUGUGUUGUUCGUGGAAUUUCUUUUUACUUUGGGGUACUAUUACCUGUUUGUGUUGUAAUUAUGGGUAAUUUUUUUAUCCUUAUCCUCGUUCUAAGAGGUGUUACUGCUAAAGCUAAACUUUCUAACAAUACUAAAGUUAAAACUCAGAAAGGUUACAGUAAAAUUAGAAUUGCAUUAGCAUGCUCUGUUUUGCUUGGUACAACAUGGAUAUUUGCAAUACUUGCUGUUGGUAAUUUUCGUGAUGCAUUUCAAUGGCUGUUUUGUAUUUUUAAUUCACUACAAGGUUUUUUUAUAUUUUUUUUCUAUACUGCACGAAAUUCGGAUGUCAAGCAUCAGUGGUUAAAGUUUUUUGGAGUGGAAAAAUCAUUUAGAGAUCCAAGCAGCAGUAGUGCAAGUCGCACAAUGGAGAAAACGCAAAAAAUACACCUUGCAUCUACCAUUAAUCGCAGUUCAACUGAAAAAAUCAGUGAAAAAGAAUCAAGUGUUGAAAAAGCUUUAAAUCCUGAAUAAAUUGAGUUGUAAAGUCCGUAAUUACACCGUUAGUGAUGAUGCAGUGACGAAAUGUUUGUGAAAAAUAUGUUUGCAUAAUUUUUUUACAUAAGCAAUAUCUAAUAGUUUAAUUUCUUCAGUUUAUAAAAGCUUUGCUGAAAGAAUUUAGACAGAACAGUUUUCAUUGAUUUACUUUUUUUAAGUUUCUUAAAAUUAAAUAUAUUUUUAAAGCACUGCUCUUAAAUAAAUAUUUUGGUUUAUUUAUAUUGUACAUUUUU
Molecule: messenger RNA, 5752 nt
Organism: Hydra vulgaris (swiftwater hydra)
Lineage: Eukaryota; Metazoa; Cnidaria; Hydrozoa; Anthoathecata; Hydridae
Biological process (GO): adenylate cyclase-activating G protein-coupled receptor signaling pathway; cell surface receptor signaling pathway
Cellular component (GO): plasma membrane
Molecular function (GO): G protein-coupled receptor activity
Source: RefSeq, a predicted model, not a curated record